GUAACUUGCUGUGAUCCGCGCUGCGUCCCUGAGCAGUUCUUCAACAUCAAAGCCGGAGAGGUCGUUGUCCACCGCAACUCUGGCGGCAACAUUCGAUAUGCCCUACGGGAUAUCCUGACCCUGGACUCGCUGUACCGGCUCGACGAGAUUGCCAUUGUCCAGCAUACCGACUGUGGCACUCUCCGUUUCACAGACGAGCAGAUUCGGCGCUCAUUGAAAGAACGGGUCGCCGAGGAGCAUUGGGCUGACAUUGACACGAUGGACUUCGGCGCAAAUACAGACAUCGUUGAAAGUAUUACCAGGGACCUCAAAUGGGUCCGAGAACAUCCGCUCAUUCGGGACGGGCUCAAGCAAGGCACUCAGGGCUUUGUGUACGACCUGAAGUCUGGGAAGGUGGAGAGAGUCAAUGCUUGA
Thermothielavioides terrestris NRRL 8126 is the source of this 414-nucleotide messenger RNA. RefSeq lists its product as uncharacterized. The record is from RefSeq and is a predicted model, not a curated record. The annotation marks the transcript as partial. The transcript is spliced from 3 exons. Lineage: Eukaryota; Fungi; Ascomycota; Sordariomycetes; Sordariales; Chaetomiaceae. Gene Ontology annotation, molecular function: carbonate dehydratase activity; zinc ion binding.